This is a messenger RNA of Pelobates fuscus (common spadefoot toad), 1145 nucleotides long. RefSeq names its product nicotinamide N-methyltransferase-like. Bases 49 to 834 code for a protein of 261 amino acids. The transcript is spliced from 3 exons. The record is from RefSeq and is a predicted model, not a curated record. Gene Ontology annotation, cellular component: cytosol. Gene Ontology annotation, molecular function: N-methyltransferase activity. NCBI's taxonomy places the organism in Eukaryota, Metazoa, Chordata, Amphibia, Anura, Pelobatidae.
UAGGUGUUGACCGAAUAGCCAAAUUAAAGUUUGUAUAUAGCUGACGAGAUGACAUUUACCGGAGGAGAUGUUUACCAGUUCAGCUUUGAGCCGAGAGAUUAUUUAUCUUCAUUUUGCAGUUUUGGGAAGGGGAGAGAUGAUAUAUUAAAUUUCAGACUCCAGAAAUGUUUUGAGGCCUUUAAAUCUGGUGACAUAGGAGGUGAUGUUCUGAUUGACAUUGGAACUGGACCCUCUAUCUACCAGCUUCUCUCUGCAUGUCAAGCUUUUAAAUCUAUAAUUGCGACAGAUUUUACUGACAAGAACCGUCAGGAACUUGAGAAGUGGCUAAAGAGAGAACCAGGAGCAUAUGAUUGGUCAGAUUUCUCAAAGGUUGUUUGUGAAUUGGAAGGAGACAGAGAGAAGUGGAGAGAGAAAGAAGAGAAGCUAAGAUCUACCAUAAAGCAUGUCCUCCGGUGUGAUGUGACAAAGAGUAACCCGCUGGAUCCAUUAGUGAUCUCUCCUGCAGAUGGUUUGAUUUCCACAUUGUGCCUGGAAACAGCUUGUAAGGAUAUUAACAGUUACCGGAGUGCUCUGAGGAAUAUCACCUCGUUACUGAAGCCAGGAGGCCAUCUGGUGCUCAUUGGGGUACUUGGAGAUAGCUUUUAUAAAGUUGGUCAGCAAACUUUCUUCUGCCUGCCCCUGGAUGCACAGACAGUGAGAGGCGCUGUAGAAGAUGCUGGUUAUACCAUUAAGGAGAUGGACGUGUUCUUGAUUCCUGACGUGGCUUCACAUCUCGACAUUACUGAUAGCUAUGGGAAUUUUUUUCUCGUUGCAAGGAAAGAAGCAAAGGAUUAAAUUCAUAAUGUAAUCCUUUGCUUUAAUUUAAUAAUUUAAUGUGUUUAAUUACCUAGGUUUGUUCAUGCCUAACUAGAUAAAAAACAUAUUUUAUUAAUUGUUGAUGAGUAGACUGAUUUGAUAUUUUUAAACAAUAAAUCACAGCAAAGCCCCUGAAAGGCUUUUCACACUCUUCUGUAUAAGGACAUUUCCCUGGUGUUCCCAGAAGAGUGACAAAAUACAGAAAUUCCAGGAUGACAGAAGAGUAGAUCAGAACAGGAAAACAGUCAUUGUGUUUUAAUUUCUAUUAUAAUAAAACUUAAUUUUCUUUA